Bicyclus anynana (squinting bush brown) is the source of this 16026-nucleotide messenger RNA. RefSeq names its product dmX-like protein 2 (gene Rbcn-3A). The coding region runs from base 206 to 9796 and encodes 3196 amino acids. Gene Ontology annotation, biological process: vacuolar acidification. The record is from RefSeq and is a predicted model, not a curated record. Gene Ontology annotation, cellular component: RAVE complex. Lineage: Eukaryota; Metazoa; Arthropoda; Insecta; Lepidoptera; Nymphalidae. Gene Ontology annotation, molecular function: protein binding. The transcript has 62 exons.
AUUCUCUAUUCUCUCAUGUUCGAUGUGUGGUGUCAUAGAGAGAUAUUCGUGAUCCGACAAGUAAUAGAACAGAGAGGAAAUACUAUACAAAAUGUUGAGUUUUAUUUGCUAAAAUAACUAUGUAUUACUUUUAUAAAUUAACGCUCGUGUCCUACUGUAUCUUGGUACAAAUAUAGCGAAGAAAUUUUUGUUGUAAUAGCUCAUUAUGAACUGUCAUCAAGUACUUAGUGGUGCCUGCAAUUCAGGGGAUCAAUGUUUUGCUGUGGGAUCAGUGGAAGGAAUACCUUUUACAGCAUAUGCAGCAGGAUGUAACAUUGUGAUAUUGGCUUCAAACUUUGAGAGAGUCCAAAUCAUCCCUGGAGCUAUCCACGGCUAUGUUCGCAUCAGCUCCCUGGACUGCAGCACUGACACGGGAAAGAUUGCUGCUGCUUAUGGUGCUGAAGUCUGCAUUUUUGAGCCAACACCAUUGAUCCAUAGCGCUGCAACCACACAUGGUCUAGAAUAUCGCUGGGUGCAAACUGGCAAGUUGGUAGCGGACGGGCCGAUCACAGCUCUAUCGUGGAACCUUGAGGGCACCCGACUUCUCACCGGAGGCAAGAUCUUACAGCUAUGGCACCAAGCAUCGCUCUAUCAGGAGGACAGCCAACCCAGUUCCGGUGUCACAUUCCAAAUCGGCGGCGACAAAGAAGAAAAGACGAAACCGCCGGAAGACGACGAACCCGGUUGGCUGUGUGUGUGGCAGUGUCACACGGCGACGCCGGCGCACCACCUCGCGUUUUCACCGGACGGCGUUUUGUUCGCCACGUCGGGCGUCAACGAUAGACUCGUCAAAAUAUGGUAUCAAAAUAAAGUGUUGGUGCAGGCACACGGCGAGCACGCGCCGCCCGAGCUGAACUACACGUUCAUAUACGUGGCGCACCCGCGCGCCGUCACGCACCUGUCGUGGCGGAAGACGAGCAAAUAUAUGCCCAAGGGUAGCGUAGGCAACGUGCUAGUGACGUCAUGCGUGGACAACAUCUGCCGCGUGUGGGCGGAGACGCUGCUACCCGAGGACGAGUGGGGCGGCGGCUGCGUGUCUGCGCACUCGCGCUCGCCGCCGCGACGACAGCGCGCCACGCACCGACACAAGCACCGGUUUAUGCAGCGCUUAAAGCAUAUGAAAACGUGUUUCCACAUCCGGCGGAAUGCCCAGUCGUCAAAGCAGCCCGGCGCACCGAUCCCCACUCUCCCCUCCACGUACAGCGCGCACGAUUUCCACAACCCCUACCACUCCACAUCUUAUACUGGAGGGCUGCACUUCCACCUGGCGGCGUCUAUCAACGCGGAGACGGACAUCCCGCUGGUGCCGUCGCUGGCGGGCGGAGGCCGCUUCAUCCUGCACUGGCUGCACAACAAGGAGAUGCACUUCACCAGCCAAGCGGAGGCGAUACUGCACGAUCUCACUAAAAAAAUUUUAGACAAAGAAGAAACGGACGAAGGCGGCUCUGGUUCCGAACACACCAACCAUCCGGACGGAGAGCAUGAAAGCAGCGGAAAUCACAGCCACCCCAGCCUAUCGAACACCACGUCGAUAAACUCGAUAGCGACUGACGUCACGUGCACGCAUUUGCCCGACUCGCUCGACGCCAAGAUAGAAGGGUUGCUGCGCGACUGGCAUCAGAGUCCCGACCUGCUGUUCUCUAUACACCCUGUAGAUGGCAGUUUUCUUAUAUGGGUAUGCGAGUGGUUAGACGAGUUGCAAGCGGGCGCCAUACGGCAGGCGCAGGUGUCGUUCUCAGCGCGCAUCCCAUCCGCGUUCCCGCUGGGCGACGCCACCACCAUGUGCACGCCGGCCGCUCUGUACCACGCCGCCGCGCAGCCGCUGUACGUGCGACACCGGACCAAGCCCGUCACACCGGGCCAACCUCAACAGGGUGAAACAGUGACCACGCCACUAGCGAGUGUACAGGAAGAGAAGGAGGAGACAGAUUGGACACAAAACGAUGAACAAAAUGCGCAACAAGAAAAUGGUGCACGAGAAGAAAACAACAAUGAAAUGAAGAGGAAAACCAGUGUCGUAACCGAAGAUCUCGGGGAGAACCAGGACGGCGACGUGUUGGAGUCCGCGCCAGUUAUAUCCAUGGUCACUAACCACACUAACGGAACCCUUAACUUGUGGCAGUUAACGUUCGACGACAAAUCCAAAUUUUCACAGGUGUUAUCAAUAGGUCACGCUUCUAGAGCAUCGGGUCAUAGGUUUAGAGUUAACGACAUCACAUGCCAUCCAGUAUUACCAUUAUUGCUAACGACAAGCCAUCACAAUAUAUCAGAUCACGAAAGGGAGGUAACGAAUGUGGACGAGGACGCGGCCGCAGGCGGCCUCUGCUCGGAGCUAAUUAUGUGGCGCGUUGAGUGCGUGGGCCCGCUCGGCAAGUCAGGCGGCGUUUCCGAGCUCGCGCGAGUCAACUCGCCCCACCUCUCGGCCUUCAGUAACGUCGCUUGGUUGCCCACUCUACUGCCUAGUACAACCUUGGGAAACUUAUCAAAUUCACCAUCAGCCUGUUUCGUGGCCAGCGACGGAGAAAGCUUAAGAUUGUUCCAAGCGGUCAUCGACGCGCGAACUUUGUUAGCUGAAAUUGCUACUUCAGAACGUCGACAUAAAGAUGUUAUGCACCACGACACUAUGUCACUAUCGUCUGAUUCGACUGUAGAAGAAGGCGGCAUACCUCUCCACCAGCGCAUAAAGAUCGUGUCCCAGCAGUCGACGGCGCGACCCGGAGCGAUCAUACAGCUGCACGCGAUAGCGGACGCGACGCACGACUGGCACAACACGCAGCUCCUGCACGUGUUCCAGGAGCAGCUAAUUACUGGUGAACGUACAUCCAGCGACACAGAAAGCUCUGACUCCGGCGUAGAAGGUUCGGACGUUAACACAAUAACCGAAGCGGGGCUGGAGGCUAUAGUCGACUUGCGGAAGACAGCAGUCUUCAACGAACCAUUCUACAUCGUGGUGUUGGAGAGAACUGACGGAGGCUCUACUGUCCAUAUGUGGAGAUUGACUGUUUCUUCACAGGCUGAUCCAUCAGAUGACCUAACAAACAGUAUGAUGUACGUGCCGGACAGCGCGUUAGUGCAAGAAGACGAAGGCGAGUCUCGAAAGAACUCCAUAUCGGUGGAUGCGGACCGACCCGCCGCGGCGCCCACACAUUCGCAUCUUUCCAUUACUACUAAAAAGGUGUGUGAAUGUCCUUUAUCACUGCCCGAUGGUGUGGAUGUAAUCCAUGCGACGCCGGCAGCGGGCCACUUGAGUUCCGCCUCAAUAUACCCCGCCUGCUUAGCGCCGUACAUCCUAGCAACUGCCUGCUCCGAUAGUACUUUAAGGUUUUGGAAGUGUAACGUAACUAAAAAAGACAAUGAUGAAUUUGAUUAUACGUGGAAAGAGUGGGAAAUGAUGAACAAAGAUCAAGAAUCUACUAUAGACAUUCCAGGUCAACCCCUCCACAUAAGCGCAGCGUACUCCGGCCGUAUAGCGUGCGCGUACAAAUGCGGCAGAUCGUUCACCCGCCCCAAGGCCGGUCUCACUGCCAACAACUCCAACCCCGACGCCCGGUUCGUGAACCUCAGCGUUUGCGUAUACGAGUGCGAGAGCACCGGCGGCGCCGAGUGGCUGCUAGAGGACACCAUACCGUUGAGGAACGUCAGUCUGCCCCGUGUCGGCGUGUGCGCUGAUACGCAGAUCGAUUUGUCGUACUUGCACGACACGUCGUUUAUGCAGAAGAAACAAAGGCUGACGCAGGUCUUGCAAACAUUGUCGUCCGACGAAAGCCGUAACAAUCGCAACGGCGAGGGCGACACCGGCAAGUCGGCAGGUCUCCUAGCAGUCCCGUCGUUCAGUACUCUACAGUCGUUGCGCAAAAGCAUCAUGGAGAACGGGAACACUUGCCCGCUCACACAGAAACACCUCGUGCAACUGGACUGGGUGUCCAAGGAGGAUGGAUCGCACAUCCUUACUGUCGCUGUCGGAUCUAGGGUGCUAUUGUUCACCCCCGUUUCCAGUGAUUUGGCUCAAGCUAAUUUGAAGGCAAUGAAAGAAUCGAUAAACAACAACCGGCCAAUACUCCGCAAGGCGUCAUCCCUCGCUGCGCCGCUAUUCGUCGAAGAGAUUCGAUGGAUGCAGCUCCGUCGUAUCCAGUUGAAGACAGCCGAUGGUCUGCCGCCGCUGCCGAUGCAGAUAUCGUGGGUCCGGGAUGGGAUACUGGUGGUGGGGAUGGACUCGGAGAUGCAUGUCUACUCGCAGUGGAAACCGGAGACUCCACAGAUAACGUCCGGUCAAGCUGCUACGCAAGAGCAAGAAGAUAGCGGCGAAUCUCGCGCGCUCCGUGAUUCAGACUUGCGCGUGUCCGCACCACACUUACAGCGCGUGUCUUCGAUCAACCUGCAGCUAUUGGAGCGCGACGCCAGGCGACGGAACAAAACGCAACCGGACCAACCUCAACCACUUUUAGACUAUAUGCCAGAUUUUGGUCUUUUCGAGGCAUCACAGAUGGCAUGCCCAGUGCUACCUCAGUACCAUCCUAAGCAAUUGAUGGAGCUACUGAAUAGUGGGAAAAUCCGAUGGGUUAAGGCGAUUCUUGCUCAUUUAGUCAGAUGUAUCGGUGGGAGUUAUGCGACACGAACCUCGCAGGGCGACGAAGACAGCGUCUCAAGACAGCGCGGCUGGUCGCGGUCACGCACGCUGUCCGUGUCUUUCGCCGCGGGCGCCGCAUCGCCGCUUGACGGCGUCGCACAGAUAACCGAAGACGUCCAGCUGGAUUACGCGGAACUAACGUCAGUGCCGCCGUUACCACUCUGGACUUUACUAGUUGCGGACAAGGAGUCUGCGCACCAUCCGUCCACAAUACAAGAGGCUAAGGAUUACAAUGAACUAUUUGAGGGAACAAUGGAAGUAGAGGAGGAUCUCGAUGCUCUGUUGUUGAGUGAAGAAGAUGGUAUAGACCGGCGUCCUUCGAUGCCAGAAAGACAACCGCUUUCACACUUUGGACCUAGACAAGGACGCAUUCUCUCCCGGUUAUUGACACACACUCAUCUUCCCGGCCUGAGUUCACUGGACCAAAUGCAUCUGUUGGCCUUGGCCGACACCGUGUCGACUUGCGAUGCAGACUUUGCCGAACGACUGGCGACAAACGCUCGAGUUGAUGUUACUCAAGGAACUGGCCAGGAGGUUCUACCAGAUUCUUUAGACGACUGCGGGUUACGGUUCCUUCUAGCUAUGAAACAUUACGGCUAUCUAUUGCGGUGUCUGCCGAUAGCACAACGCGCGUCCUUACAGCGUACAGGCGUAGGAACUUGUAACCUAGUAUGGGCCUUCCACUCUGAGACUCACGAACAACUCUUGAAUCUAGUGCCUGGAUAUGCUAAGGGACAGCCUAAAUGGUCAACAAUGAGAGAACUAGGUGUCGGUUGGUGGAUACGCGGCGACCUCUUGCGCGUGUGUGUGGAGCGGCUGGCUCGUUCGUCAUACAUGGCCAAACAAGAUCCCAUGGACGCGGCGCUUUACUACCUCGCCAUGAAGAAGAAGACAUUGUUGUGGGGGUUGUUCAGAUCCAAUCGCGAUGAGAAGAUGACGGCGUUCUUUGCAAACGACUUUAGCGAGGAUAGAUGGCGAAAAGCUGCAUUAAAAAAUGCUUUCGUCCUUCUAGGCAGGCAACGAUUUGAACACGCGGCCGCUUUCUUCUUAUUGGGUGGUGCCCUGAAGGACGCUUUGGAGGUGCUUAUAACAAGAUUAGGAGACCUCCAACUGGCGAUGGUAGUCGCGCGUUUGUUUGAGUCCGAUAACGCUUUGCCAAAUAGUUUGAAGAAGUUACUCAUGGAUGAAAUAUUAGGCGGUGAAACCGAAGACGGGAUCGUGGACUUGGAGCAGGCGCAUCCCGAUCCGUUCAUCAGAUCGAUGGCUUUGUGGGAAUUGAAACGCUACGGAGAGGCGUUAGACACUCUGCUCAAUAACGCGGGGCGCCUGCACGCGGCGCGCGACAACGAGCCCAUGCCCAGCGUGUUCAACUUCUACGUGUAUCUGCGCACGCAUCCGCGCCUCAAGCGACACAACAUGCCCAGUCAGGGCGGCACCUUAGCGUUACUCCAACAAGAAGCGGAGGAGGGCAUAACUCGUCUCGAACGACGUCUGUACUUCCAAACAGCGCACGGCCACUUCAAGGCCGGCUGCCCGGCGCUGGCGCUAGAGGUCCUCUCGAAGUUACCAGCGAGGGUGAGGGAGGAGAGGGCUCGCCCUGCGCCACAGGCCGCGCCCUCCGUCGACGAGACGGUCAUCCACACAGGACAACUGGUCGAAGACACGACAGCCAAAAAGGAAGAGGAGAGCAUGGAUUGGAACUCAUCAUCGGUAGAUUGGGGCGCGCCUGUCAGCAGCGCUAAGGAUGACGAACUUGUUCUCAAAUGGGAUGAUGAUGACGAUGAAGAAGAAAAAUCUGGUUCAGGAGCAUCAACACCUCCUUUAGAAAUGAAAAUGGACAAAUCAGUAGACACAGAUGUCCAAGCUACGUCAGAGACUGAAAAGGAAGAGGAAGGCCCCACAGUGGAUAUCAUGGCUCAACAGUUGAAAUUCGUGGCCUGCUUGAAGAUACUGAUGGAGGAACUCAGCACUUUGGCUACUGGGUUUGAAGUUGAUGGCGGCCAUCUUAGAUAUCAGUUGUACAUUUGGUUGGAGCGCGAGGUGGAAGCUCUUCGACGUCUAUGCGGCUACGUGUCAGCGUCGGGCACUGCUUCGGGAGGAGAAUUGAUUUGCGCCGAUGCGGAACCGCCGCCGCUGCCUGAGAAACCCACGCUACAUCAACUGCUCAUUCGGGAAAAGGCAGACUUUGAAGCCAAAGUGCAGAGGGCGGUGCGGAGAAAAAAAUGGCUGAAAGCAAACGAGACGCUCCUCCGAACGUUACUGUCAUACUGCUCGCUACACGGCGCGGGCGGCGGAGGGCUGGCCUCCGUGCGCAUGGAGCUAGUGCUGCUGCUGCAGGAGUUGGGGCAGGAUAAGCAGCAUCAGCAGUUACUGUCGCCGCUGCCAUUCCCCACCACCCUACCACUGCUCGCCGCGGCCGUCGCCACUAACAACACCGUCGUUGCUGAUCCAGUCAGACAUCUGCAGUCCGUAGCACAUGACAUGCUUGGCACACUUAGCGAGCUGGGAAUCCCCGGCGGCUCCGCCACGCGGAUACUGCACACUCUCCGAGAGCUGGCCGUCGCGCUGUCCGCCUGCAUCUACCAGAGUCUCUGUGACUCUGACACCUUUAGCUUGAAACAUGCGCAUCAUGAUGGAAUGAUCGCCGAAACUCCUGGCACAAGCAACCUGUUGAUAAGACCGCGGCGGUAUUCUACUGAAGAGCUUACUGUGACCACUCCGCCCAACAAAUGGCCUGGUGUGUCAGCAUUACGCGGACUAGCUCUCCGCGCCGCAGAGGAAGAGGAAGCUCCUAGAUUACCUGUGUUACUGGCGGAAGCUUACUGCGGCGUUUACUUGGCGUUGUUGGGAUGGGCGCUGGCGGCGAGAGACGCCCAUUUGCUGUAUAGACUGUCGGCGCACAACACCGACGGGAAGGCGCACGCCAAACUGUUCGGAGGAGGGGUUCGGAGACUGCUCACCACAGCUCCUGCUCAGCCUCAGCCGAAACUCGUCGAGCGCACAGAGGGCACGUCAGUAUGGUCGUCACUUAGGGAGAAGAGGGCGCUACUGCACAUGCGUUUAUUGGGACUGAGCCCCACCACGCCGCACAAGAACAUACAGGAGGGGCGCCCCACCUACAGGGAACAGUUCGUGCCGCCGCAUUGCAGUAUACUCACCUUCUUGCUUACUAAGCCGACAGCCGAACAAGAUCCAGAAAAUAAUGAUUACGAUUCCGCGGAAUCCGGCGCCGAAGAUGCGGACGAAAGUGGAAGCGAAGCCGACGACGAUGACGAUAUCUUCGAUACUUCAAAUACGAAAAGUGAGAAGCGGCGCAAAGGUGCCAACAUGGAGCACUCUGAGCCGGACUCGUACUCGUGGUACGUGAUGCGUGUCGCCGUGCUGCGGCUCGCACAAAACAAGCUGCAGCACUUCCUGCAGCUCUGCGGUAUUGAAAUGUCAGAACUAGCGACCACAAGCCCCACGGUGCACGGCGCGCUGCGGCGCGUGGAGCAGUGGCAGCAACAGUUGACGGAGACACUAGAGUCGCGCGCGCCGCCGCCCAACUACAUCCCCGGCUGCUUCCCUGAGCAGCAGACGUCCGGCCCACCUAUCAACAAGUACAGAUGUCUAUUAGAGAAACACAAUACGCCGUUCAAUACAUCGCUGUAUAGCAGCGCGCCGGCCCGACGUCUGUGGAACUUCUUGGUGCGACAAGAACUAGUGCAGGAAGUGUUUAUACGAGCGGUGUUCUCUCGUCGGCGCACGCAGUCGUUGUCGGCCGAGGUGACGGACGGACGCGCGGGCUGCAUGCCGCACCAGACGCGGCCGCAGGACGACGACCUGCACAGUCCGGUCAGGAUUAUACACAAGGAGCAGGACUCUAUCGCCGCUUUCUGUCUCAAUAGAGUAGGAGGAGGUUUGCUAGCAGUAGCGACGGCUCGCGAGGUGCAAGAGAUGGACGUGUCGUUGUUGCUGAAGGGCGGCGCGUGUUGGGCCGAGGACGAGUGUGAGGUGGACCUGCUGGCGCUGUCGGCCGACCCCGCCUCGCUGCCGGACACCGGCUUCCUGCUUAUACAGCAUCAUGAUAAACCAAAUGGAGGCUCGGUCCCCGGCACCGGCAAUAGUUCGCCACUCAACCCGAACGCGCCGCAAGCACCGGUGGGCAUGGCCGGCCAGACCGGCCGGGGCGCUAGUGUCGUCAAGGGCCUGCAGUUUCCUGGUUGCCACGACGCCAAAUACUGUCGCCUGGUGCUGCAUCGCUCCAAGCUUCUAAUGAAACCGGUACUCAAACACAAAAUUGACAAUAUCAAACGAAUGGCCGCACAUCCUUCACAACCGUUGUACCUGACAGGCGGCGCGGACGGCUCGGUCCAGCUGUGGGAGUGGGGCCACGGCUCGUGCGUGUGGUCGCCGCGCGCGCCCGGCGCGUUCGCGAAGGUGACGCGCGUGCGUUUCUCCGACUACGGGAACAAGUUCGCGGCGUCGGACGCGGACGGGAACCUCGCCCUGUGGCAGCUGCACCCUUCCGCCGCCACUGGCAACCAGCCGCACGCUUCGCCGAGACCGUUCUUUACACAUCAAUGCCACAGUAAAGGCAUAAGCGACUUUGUAUUCUUAGGUUCCUGUAGUUUAGUUGCCACAGCUGGUCAUAGUUCGGAGAGUAAAAAUGUUGCCAUUUGGGAUACACUAAUGCCCGUAAAGAAAGCUUUAGUGGUUUCGUGGACGUGCCACGAGGGCGGCGCUGCGUGCGUGGCGUGGGCGGGGCAGGCGGGCGCGCUGGUGUCGUGCGGGCGGCGCGGCGACGUGCUCGUGUGGGACCUGCGCGCGCGUGCCCCUCGGCAUAAGCUGCACGCCCACCACGCGCCCAUCAAGUGUGUGUCGCUGUCGCCGAGGGAGGACUACUACGCGAUUGGCGCUGCGGACGGUGAUAUUAAAGUGUUCUCCUUAGCCACGCAUCAGCUGUUGCACACAUUCGCGGGCGAGCACGCGAGGAGCUCGUUCUUCAAACACAUCGGCCAAGGCGUCACACAAAUACAUAUAGACGGCGCGGGCCGCGUGUUCUCGUGCGGCGCGGACGGCACUAUGAAGGUGCGCAAGCUGCCGGAGCGCGACCCCCCCGCGCCGCACCACUACUCCACAACCACAUAGUAUAACGGCGUGACGGCUGAGUGAGGUGCGAGUGUACAGAGGGCCGGAGUGGGAGGGGCGCCCUACUUCCCGAUGUGAUGUAUAUUUUACUUGUUGCUGUUUGUACGUUGGAUUAUACGUUAGACUAGUCACUGAGUAGGCGAUGUUGUAUCUUUAGUGUAUUAUUGCAAAUGUUUAUAAUGAAUCUUUAGUUAUUCCUAGUACGAAAUAUUCGCUAUUAUUAUCUUAACUUGCGUGUUUUUCGCGACUCUAAACCCCUUUUGACAUAUUUUAAAAAGAAAUCAUCUAUCAAUCCAAUAAACAACAUGUUUCAAAAUGGACUCGACUUAUCAAUAUUUACAAUAAAAAAACAGAUUAUAAUUAUUUGAUUGUUUUCAACUAAGCGCGUGCUGCGUGCUUAGCACUUUAGUUUAUAACUGUACCUGCGUAGAAGACAGUCAUAUUGGUUCAACUUACUUGUCGGUGACUACAAUUGUAGGCUUGAUUUGAGAUUGAAGUGUACAGUUAUAAAUUCAUUACGUUCAAUUAUACCGAAACAAUUCAAAAGGGGUUUGGUGCGCGGAAAACACGAGUUAUACACAAUUUAUUUAUUAGCGGGGGACUUAGACUAAUUACAUAAGGACCUGAUUCGCUAGACGGUACUUUCAAAGUAUAUGAUCAACGAUCUGAUGUCAAAAAUGGUCAACAUCUUCUAGUUCAGUAUAAGAUUCAUACCAGUGGCGUAGGUUGCCUUGUAUCAAAAUUAGUUGGAGGACCCAAUAGACGAGCGGCAAAUCCCGAAAAAGCUCUUUAGCAGUUUUUUAUGUUCUUUUGUCCGGUAAUCAUGAGAUUAAGGAUUGAGGAUUAAAUUUUAUUAAUUUUUGCUUUCACAUUUAAGGGGCCCCUGUAGACCGGGGGCCCCGUAUCAUUGGCGGUAGCUACGCUCCUGAUUCAUAUCUAAUUUAAACUCGUUUUUUUUUCACAAAAUGACAGACAAUUUUGUUCGUUUAUUUGGGUGCGAUACUAGUCCAUAUGUAAUUAGCCCGAGGCGGGGUAUGGUAGGGUGAAUAGCGAAUGCAGCUAUGGACGCGUGAGCUCGUCGAGUGCAAUAACUGCUAAACUUAUGAAUUAGUCCGAUGUCGGAGCCUUUGAACUUGUUAACGAAUAACUCUUCAACAUAUUUAGCUUAAUAUGAGUGCACAUAAUCAUAACGUGUGACUUGUUGACGCAUAAUAAAUAAUUUACAUACAUAUUAUAUUAUUAUAUAUUACGAUAUACCGUAUGUUUGUUGUCGUGGCUUUUAAUAUGUGUAACGUUGACGUGUAUCUUUAUAUAAUCAUAUUAUCGACUCGUGUAGGUCUAAGAUUCGCGGCACAACAUUAUUUUGUGAAGACAAAAUGACUUUUUGACAGCCUCCGUGGCGCAGUGGCAUGUGCGGUGGAUUUACAAGACUAGGUCCUGGGUUGGCCGAUUGAGAUUUUCUUAAUUGGUCGAAGUCUGGCUGGUGGGAGACUUUGGCCGUGGCCAGUUACUGCCACAAAGACUUACCGCCAAGCGAUUUAGCGUGUAGAAACCGAAAGGGAUGUGGAUUUUCAUCAUCCUACUAACAUGUUAGCCCGCUUCCAUCAUAGAUUGCAUCAUCACUUACAAUCAGGUGAGAUUGUAGACAAGGGUUAACUUAUAAAGAAUAAAAAAGAGCUAUAUUAGGUUCGACCAGCAUUGGUCUAUAUAAUACGUGGCGCGCUUAUUAGACCUACUGGAAUGUUUCGAGGAGAUGUAUCGAAAUGUUCGAAGGUAUAUCAAUAAAUAUUAUUAUUAUAAUCUAAAAAGAAAUCCUUUUAAAAACUUCACACGCUAUACUAUUAGGUGUAAGUGUUUCAUCAAAUUUAAAUAUUUUUCGUAUAACAUGGGAUGUUUUCGAAAAUGUACGUCCAUUUUGUUUUCUGAAAGCAAUACGUCGUUUAAUAAAAACAUAUUGAAAAUAAGGCAAUAAUGCAACCUUGCACUACAUUAGGCUCUGGUUAACAGUAUUAAUGAUAACAGAAUGAACGAGAGUGGGAGGAUUUUAUUUUUUUUAAUAGAACCAAAAGCCGCGAACGCUUUGGCGUGCAUUGAAAAGAGGAGAUUAAUAAAAUUACUAUUACUAUGUAAUGAGUUAAUAUGUAGUAAAUAAUAAGCCUGUAGCCAUUUGACACUUCGAAUCGUUAGCGUUAGCGUUAGCGCUUGUAGAAAGAUCUACAUACGCUAACGCUAAUUAAAAAAUGUAUGGGAAUGACAUUCACUGUCUACAGGUCACGUGAUCAAGUUGUCGAUCGGAUCUGUCAUUCCCAUACAUUUUGUUAGUUUCGAAACAUUAGCGUUUGUAGGAAGUGGGAUACGUUUGCACUCUUACAGCAAAAAAUAUCGUUAAAUAAAUUACGUAAUAUAAUCAAACGCAUUUUUUCAAGCAUUAGGCCCCUUUAAUGGUAAGCGGAAAGCCAUUGCCUAAUAAACAGAGACACUUCACAGGGCUUUUAAGGAACAUGUCCUACAAAUUGUCAGUCUGAGUUCAAUUACCUUCUAAAGGACCUGCCUCGCUAGCUCGCUAGCUACCCCUCUGUCAAAAGUAUAUGAUCAUGAUCAAAAGUGUUCAUACAUACUGCAUAUAUAGAAUCAAUGUUUCACUGUGUUAAAUUACACAUGUGUGUAUUACGAUAUUUAUAGUUGUGUGUAGUGUCACAGUAGUAAGGACAGGAUAUAUUUAUUGUUCGAUAUAUUUUCGAUGUGAUUUUACCUCGUCCCCCUCAAAAAACGACAGACAAAAUUGAAUGGUGAAUUUUAGUGCAUUACAAGUCCAAUAGAAGGUAAUUAGUCUGAGUUUUACACUGGGAAUCCCAAUUAAAUUAUAGUCUGUGGUGUUGGUGUUUAAGCCUAUACUGCCACAUUCAAGUCCAUCCAUUCACUCUGGCUUCCAAAAUCAAUCAAUCAAUGACAGUUACUUUGGAAGCCAGGGAGCUACUCGAUUGUUGUAUUAAAAAAUAUUGUAUUUGAAAUAAAUAAAUUUUUGAUUUUGUUUUUUUAUAGCAGUAGUUAUCAGAGAGAUUGUCCCAAUUAAAAAUGCCUUUUUACUUGAUUUUACAUAAUAACGCAUUAAAUAUACAUAUACAAUAGAAAAUUACCGUAAUAUAACUAAUUUGGAUGGAAAAUCUUUAGAAUUAAAAUAUAAAUAUCGUUCUUUUUUAAUUUCCUCUCAUACGCACGCCAUUGCAUGCGUGGUGUUUAGUUGUGUGUGUUACUGUCUAAUUGUGAUAGUUAUGACGGCAGCCGUCAGUUUCGCAUUUUAUUCCAAUAAAAUUACUAAAUUACUUACUUAUAAUUUGGAAGAUAUUUACAUGUACGCAAUCAAUUAGUAAGUGUGUGUUUAGUUGAACCUAAUUUUGUCUAUAGCUUAUUUUAUAUUUUUCGAAAAUUAUAUAUAAACUUAUUUUAAUAUAGCACUCACAAUUAACAAGUAUUUUAAUUUGAGCAUUUCUUAUAAUAAUUUAUUAUUAACUUUUAAUCUAACUGAUCUAAUAUAAUCACGUGUCCUGUAACGUAGGAUUAUUAAAUACAGAAGACAAAACCCCCCAUGUAUGUACCAAACCACAACUGUCAAAAGACAUUUUCUAGGACAGUUUCGUUAUUUAUAUUUGGUUAACUAUUUAUAACUUCUUUUUAGGUUAAUAUUAUUUUAUCGCCAAAGUUGUGUACAGCGAUUACAUUUAAAUUCACUUCACAAAUAAGUUACCAUCACUUUAGGUCUUACUUUUCUUAAUUCGCACAAUAGACACGUAAAUUGAUGCAGAACUAGUAAACAAAGAUUUGUCUAGGUUAAUGCUAAAAAGUUUUCAAGUUCACAAUCAAAUGACCUAUCAAAAACUGAAUUGUAAAUUCUAGACUUGUUCGUCCAUAUAAAGGUCGGUACAUACGGAACGGCGUAAGGACGUGGACGGAACCUGAUCCGUGCUCUUGGAACAUUAUGUGAUAUUAGCGGACGCCCGCAACUUCGUUCGCGUGGAAUUCAGUCUUUCACAAAUCCCACGGGAACCAUGGAUUUGUUUGGGAUAAAAAGUAGCCUAUAUGUUAAUCCGGAGUAAAAUCUAUUUCCAUUCCAUAUUUAAACACACACACACGUUACGUAUGUAGCGAGCUUUUAAAUGUCAAUUACGUAUGUCAUGCUUGAUGUGACCAUAAUGACUGACUUACUUGAAAACUUAAAAGUAAAUACAUUCUGAUGGUUUCUUUUAAUUUAUUUUUAAAACAAAUUCUAUGCAAUUAUAACUCCAUUUGUGUGUGUAUACAGCGAAAAAUAUUCAUAUUAAAUAAAUAUUUAAUUGAAAAAUUGAUGUUAUAAGGAAGAAAUGUUUAUAGAACAAUAUAUUAAAAUCAUUAUACUUUCAAACAAUUUAACUACAGAGGCAUAAAAAGAAAUAAAUUUUGAAUGUGAUAUAUCUGUAAUAGGAGUGUGAAUUCUUAAUUUAUCAUAUUAUUGUAAAUAGAAAACUUGACGACUAAAAAAAAUAUAUCUUUGUUUUUGGAGUAUAAUUUUUUUGGCCCAUAAGAACUUAGUAGGAACAGUUAUUAUAAAAUUAUUACAUUUCAAUUUUCAAAAUAAUAGUCCACAUUAUUUUUUUAUCUAUUAUUGUAACGAUACUUUUUCAUUCAAUUCUUAUCAGAAAGAAUGAAUAGAGGUGAUAACAUUCAACUUGAAAGGAGGCCUAAUUUUUAUGUUACCCUAAAAUGAGCAUGCAUACAAUAAAAUGAAAAAUUAUUUAUUAAAUUUUAUUAUGGAUGAUGAGGUUAAAGCAUUAUCAUUUUAUAAAAUACAGCAAUACACAGAAAUUAUCUUUGGUUAUUGCUAUAGUAAUACAUGAUGAUAUGAUUGCCAUUGUUUAAUCUGUUAAAUAUAACAAGAUUUGUUCUUAAAAUCAUUGUUUGGUAAAAUUUCAUUCGCCAUUUCCGCAAAAAAAGAUGCCUGUAUUAUAUGUAUACUUAAUUAUUUAUUAUAGACGAAUUAAAACAUUUUUGUAGAUGAAUAAUUCAUUAAAGUAUUCAGUUUUGUGUGACCAGACAUAGUAGCUAUCAAUUUUAUUAAAUCAGACGGAAUUAAUUUAUAGUAAAUUAGACUACAAAAUAAUCAAUUUAAGUUGUUAUCUAUUCUAUUAGUGCAAUAUUAGGGAAAGAGCAGACCGAGUUACAAUUUAUGCUCUGGUACUAUUACUAUUAAUUGUAGAUUUUAUUUUAUCUUUGUCCGAUUAUAAUAUGAUAUAGAUUUGUCUGAUUGGAUUUUUUAAAUAUUUUAAAAAACAACUUAUAAAUUAUAGGCUAAAAUUGAACUAAAAUUGUUACUCGGUCAAACCCUAAUUUAAGAAGCUGUUUUUUGAGCAUAAUAUUUUUUUUAAUUUCAGCAUCACAUUAAUGGUAACUUUUACUUAUUAACUAUUAUUCCUCUAGGUGUGCAAUAACAUACAUGGAAUUCCUUUUGUACUUGUGUGUUCCUGUUUUAAUAUUGAUGUCUAGCUAUGUAAUAUUACAACCUGCCAAGCCAAAACUCAUGUGUACCCAUAGAUUAAAAAUAUUUUUUUUUUGUAAAUAAUAGGGUCAUGGUCUGCUUUUGUAAUAAAUUGAGGACAUUUAUAUAGCUUUUACGAGUAGGGGUGCUAUUGGAAUAAAACAAGUUACUGCAUACUUUCAAUAUAAAAAAAAUAUCUACUAAAUAUUCCGUUAUAUUUUCGAAAGGUUUGCGGCAUACUCAACCCGGUUACUGGUCGUACAGACUACUUUAGUAUUUUAGUCGAGUACGAACAAUUUUUGGAUUUACCGCCCAAAAAUUGUUCGUACUCGACUAAAAUAGGUACCUAAAGUAGUCAGAACUAGGCAUUAGGGCAUGGACGUGGUAGCGAGUGGCGACGGGACGGGACGUAUAAACACAACGUCAUCGUCCCGUCCGUAUACACGUGUGUAUUUGGUAUAAAACAAUAUUUCCAAAAAAUCCACGUCCCGUCCCGUCACGUGAUAAAACACUACGUUUACAGUGAGCUUUAAUAUGUUAAUAAAUCUGUUUAAAUCGAUACUAGUCAAUGACCGUAUUAUUUACAAAUAACAAUAUUUAAAUAUGUAAAUCCACAUGCUGCAUCUGUGUUAAUGCAAUAAUUGUGAACAAUGUUCGUAUUGAUUAAAGCUUAUUUUGUUUUAUUUAUGAAAGAACGUUUAAAAUAAAGGUUAAUCUAAAA